This is a messenger RNA of Syngnathoides biaculeatus (alligator pipefish), 2497 nucleotides long. It is a transcript of the gene nek2, whose product is annotated as NIMA-related kinase 2. The coding region runs from base 198 to 1484 and encodes 428 amino acids. NCBI's taxonomy places the organism in Eukaryota, Metazoa, Chordata, Actinopteri, Syngnathiformes, Syngnathidae. The transcript has 9 exons. Gene Ontology annotation, biological process: protein phosphorylation. Gene Ontology annotation, molecular function: protein kinase activity; ATP binding. The record is from RefSeq and is a predicted model, not a curated record.
UUGUAACACGAGUUUAAAUUGGCCAAGCCAGUUUCUGUUUACCAAGCUACACGGACACGCGGAUAGCUUUCGACUUUUGUUCCGUAAACAGAUGAAAGGACACCCUCUGAAAAAGUGCUAAUGUAAGAGUUUAAGUUCGCGAAGGGGAACAUUUUACCCGCACGUGAGCAUAGUUCUCUAGUGUGGACAAAAGCAAGAUGCCGUCCCAGGUUCGUGACUACGAAGUGCUGCACACCAUUGGGUCCGGUUCUUACGGAAGAUGUCAGAAAAUAAGGCGGAAGUGUGACGGCAAAGUUCUGGUGUGGAAGGAGCUGGAUUACGGCACGAUGGCCGAGAGCGAGAAGCAGAUGCUGGUGUCGGAGGUCAACCUCCUCAGGGAGUUGAAGCACCCCAACAUCGUGAGAUACUACGACCGCAUCAUCGACCGCACCAACACCACACUGUACAUCGUCAUGGAGUACUGCGAGGGUGGCGACCUGGCCAGCCUCAUAGCCCGAUGCAUCAGGGAAAGACGUCAUUUGGACGAGAAGUUCAUCGUGCGCGUCACGGCGCAGCUGGCGUUGGCGCUGAAGGAGUGCCACAGGCGGAGCGACGCCGGCCCCACCGUCCUCCACCGCGACCUGAAACCGGCCAACAUUUUCCUGGACGUCAAGCGCAACGUGAAGCUGGGCGACUUCGGCCUGGCCCGGAUCCUCAACCACGACACCAGCUUCGCCAAGACCUUCGUCGGAACGCCGUACUACAUGUCUCCUGAGCAAAUGAACCAGAUGUCGUACAACGAAAAGUCCGAUAUCUGGUCUCUGGGCUGUUUGCUGUACGAACUUUGUGCCCUAUCCCCCCCCUUUACCGCCUCCAACCCAAAAGAGCUGGCCGUCAAGAUCCGAGAGGGCAAAUUCAACAGAAUCCCGCAGCGGUACUCCGAAGAGAUAAAUGCCCUCCUCAAGAAAAUGCUCAACGUCAAGGACUACAUGCGGCCGUCGGUGGAGUCCAUCCUGCGGAGCGCCUUGCUGGCCGAAGCGGUCAGGAAAGAGCAGAGGGAGGCGCGGCGGCAGCUUCGGAGGCGGUCGGCAGCCUCCGACGGCGCCGCCGCCGAAAAGCCCGCAGAAGCGUCGGCCUCCGCGGAGGAGCUCAAACUCCGAGAGCGGGCGCUGCGAGAGCGCGAAAAGGCGCUGGAGGAACGCGCCGAGAUGCUAGAACGACGGGAAUAUGAGAUGUGCGUGCGCGAACGCCUUGCAGCAGAGAAGCUAUUGAGAGCGGAGAGUUUAUUAAAGAAAUUCCACAUGGAACAUCUCAGGGAGCAGAACCCGCUUCACAAUCAAAGCAUAGAGGACAAGAAGAGGGUCCGUUUUGGAGGCGCCAACAAGGAGAACAGCCACCUGAAUCGCUCCGCGACGAUGCCGCCGUGUGACGACUUAGUCAGUCGACACGUUCAAGUCCUGACUGAGGUGGAAAAGGCCUGUCAAAUCCUCGGAGUCCGCAUCUGACUGCUGUGUUGUGACUGUGUGGAAAAUUGAGAUUUUUUUCCGUCUGCGUGUGUAAUUUAUAAGACUGAGUGCGGAUGAUAUUCACAAUAUAUUGGAGAAGUCUCAAAAAAUGGAUAGAAAAUACAAUACAUGCCCAAAAAUCAGGGCAUUAAUACCAUCCAAGCAAUACAGUUAUUAUAACGGCACCAAAAGCUAAUGCUGUGACCCUGAGAGCUAUUAGAAAUUAAAGAUGAAAAUGUAGCGAAGUGAUUAAUAGAAAUUUAAAAUAAAUCUAAAUUACCAUAGCAACGACAGUAAAAUGACCCAAAUGUGCCACAAGAGUUCGCUCGUUUUCCAAAAGCCUAAUUUCCCUUCCUAAAUCUGCCACACGGUGUCGCCAGUUCACCAUAAUGAUCUGUUUCACAUCAAUAGUGCUUAUUGGCACUUUAAAUGUAAUUUUGAAAAAAAUAAAGCAAGACUUUCAAUCGUGUAUUAUACUAGAGUAAAUUUCCUGGCAACCUAUUGAUGAAUCCCUCUUUUUUUUUUUAGAUUACACUGAGUGGAAUAAAAAUAAAUGAACAAAUAAAAAAAGAUGGACACCCUCAAACGUCUGCCAGCAUGUUGUAGCGUCGUAUGAAUACCCAGAAUGCCGAGCGGCUGAGCGAAUAAUUUGUAAAGUGUUAUAUAAACUGUGUGUUCUUGUUGGGGUCAGUUAUCCCUGAUAAUGUGUUCAUAAGCAUUUUUUGUGUGUUCAUUUCCCCACUUGUUGCUGUUUUGUUACGUUUCCGCCAUGAGUCAGACAGUCGGAUCGUGACCCUGAUCGACUUUUCAAACCGAGUGACUGAUGUAACUAUUUAUUAUUUUAUUGAAGCCAUAUCGCCACUUUUGAGCCGUCUCUGUGACUCACCGUCGGCGCAAAGUAUGACUUUUGGUAACAGGGGACUUGGAAACGAAAUCAAUGUCUGCGUGCGUGACGUCAUCGUAUCGAAACAGUCACGUGCAACCGAUGCACACAUUCAAAGGACCCUUUUUUA